Canariomyces notabilis is the source of this 1756-nucleotide messenger RNA. RefSeq names its product cytochrome P450. The record is from RefSeq and is a predicted model, not a curated record. Gene Ontology annotation, molecular function: iron ion binding; monooxygenase activity; oxidoreductase activity, acting on paired donors, with incorporation or reduction of molecular oxygen. The transcript has 6 exons. Lineage: Eukaryota; Fungi; Ascomycota; Sordariomycetes; Sordariales; Chaetomiaceae. The coding region runs from base 192 to 1733 and encodes 513 amino acids.
GUUCAACAACUCCGUCUUCAUUUUGUGAGAUGACCUAUCUUUGCAUGCGCCUCCUUCCAUGCCCAUCCCUCAAUGCACUUCAGUCUAACUUCUAUUGCCCUGUCAACGUUAGCAACCGGGACCCAAGAGAGCUGAAGAUUUACUCCAUACUUCUUCAGCAACAGCACACUCAUGCAUGAUACGCCGUAACGAUGGCCGAUAUCGAGCUUCUCACGGAAGGUCGCCUGUAUACGGCUGUUCAAGUUGCGGCCGUUGGUGGUGUUGUAUACUGCGUGUCGAGAUGCAUCUAUUUGCUCUGGUUUCAUCCCCUGGCAAAGUUCCCUGGGCCUAAGAUCGCUGCCGUCUCGAAUGUCUGGUACGGCUACCAAUGGUUGUCAGGUCGCUAUCCGUGGGCCAUGCAACAGGCCUUCAGGGACUACGGAGACGUUGUUCGCAUUGCGCCCAAUGAGCUGGUCUUCAUCACUCCCAAGGCGUACACGGACAUUUAUACCAGCAGCAUCAACGGCCGCCCCGGCUUCAUCAAGUCUGACCUGCUUGAUACCGGAGACAAGUACGAGGGCCUUGCAUCAGAGCGGGAUAUCGACAAGCAUCGUGCUGCGCGCAAGCAGCUUGCUCCCGCUUUCAGUCCCAAGGCACUGAGACAGUACGAGCCGGUCAUUCACAAGCACGUCGAUGGAUUUGUCUCCAAACUCGAGAGCUCACCCGCACCACACCAAGGGGUUGACAUCGCCCCGUGGUUCGAGAGAGCAACAUGCGAUCUUGGUGGUGCCGUCACUCUCGGCCAUGAUUUCAAAAACAUUGAAUCCGGCCAGAACCACCCCAUUCUCGAGUCAUUGCUGCGGAUCGGCCACUGGGCCACCUUCAGAAACGUCAUGCGCCGAUUCCCGCUUCUCUACCCCUUGUCAUACGUCUUCCUCCCGCCCAAAGUCGCUCUGAGCUACUUCCGGGCCCAUUCAACCAGCAAAACUCUAAUCCGAAGACGUGUUGAAAACCGUCACGACGGUAAACAGCUCGACUACAUGACGCAGUUUCUCAAGGACGAGUCGGACCUCCCACCAGAUGGCUUCCUUGUCUCUCAGGCCGGACACUUGAUUCUCGACCACUAUGAGUCUUCAAGUGUGUUAACUGCUGGUAUUGCCUUUUUGACGACAAACCCGGAGGUCAUGAGCAAGCUCCAGAGCGAGCUUCGGACGACCUUCAAGUCUUACCGCGACAUCGAGGAGGACACGGACAAACUGCACGAUCUUUCGUGGUUGAACGCCACCAUUGAAGAGAUUCUGCGCCUCCACACCAACGUGCCCUACGGAUUGCCUAGAAUCAGCCCGGGCUGGAAUGUAGACGGGAAUUACGUGCCUAAAGGGGUAGUCGUAUCCUCCUGCGCCUACGCGACCACCCACUCCCCCAAAUACUUCACCAAACCCUACGAGUUCAAGCCCCAGCGCUGGCUCCCCAAGAGCAACCCCGACUACGACCAUGUAUUCGACACAGACGACAAGACGGCCUUCAAGCCCUUCAGUGCCGGGUCCCGCAACUGUCUGGGGCAGGCCAUGGCUUACUUGGUGCUCCGCAUCAUGAUUGCCAAGCUUUGCUGGAAGUUUGACUGGGAGCUGCUGAAUAAGGACGAGAUGGACUGGGACAGGGAUUUGCGUCUUUACAUUGUCUGGCAGAAACCAAAGGUUCAUGUUCGGUUGACCCCUUUUCAGGGGGACGGCACUCAGGCUACUUUGGGUUGAGUGUUGAACCAUGUAGAUAGAGG